Molecule: messenger RNA, 3674 nt
Organism: Stegodyphus dumicola
Lineage: Eukaryota; Metazoa; Arthropoda; Arachnida; Araneae; Eresidae
Product: proprotein convertase subtilisin/kexin type 6-like
Biological process (GO): protein processing
Cellular component (GO): trans-Golgi network; Golgi membrane
Molecular function (GO): serine-type endopeptidase activity
Source: RefSeq, a predicted model, not a curated record
AAAUAUUUCUAGCAGAGGAAGAAAGAUAAUCUGCUUAUUUUUUUUCUGAUUUAGGUUCUUUGGUCUCAUUAAUAGAUGCUGAUAUCUUGUUAAUGGCUGCUAUCUUAAGAGCAAAAUCAUGACCAGUUUUUGCAAAACAAGGGAUGAAAAUAAAAGUGUUUCCUUCUCUGUCAAUGGAUCCAGUUUUGUGGGAUGUCUGCUUGCUUUUAUUUAUAUUGGUUUUUAUUUACGAUUCUCCUCAAGUGUUAAAAUCGGAGGCGGCGAUUCUGAACACUAGAAGUAUCAAUAAAUCUGAUACUGUUAAACAUUUACUAGAAUUAGAGAAACAGAAAUAUCAAAUGUGGGAAGCUGCUAAUUAUGGAAAAGAUCACUUCUAUACCGACUUGGUUGUACUUCAAACAACGGACAGCAACAGCACUUUUCAGAUUGCAAAGGAAAAUGGACUUUCCUUCAUCAGGAAGGUAUUUAAAGAUGACGAUUAUUAUCUGUUUCGUCACUCCAUCAGCUGCAAACGAUGCCGUAGAAGUGCACGUGACGUUCUGAAGAAAAUUGUGAGGCAUCCAUCGGUGAAAUGGGCAGCACAACAAACAUCAUUGCAUCGAGUGCAGAGAUCGGAAGUGAAGCGCUUCUACCAUAAUGAUAUUCAUAAAAAACAUUUAACUGCCAGAGAUAAAAGUCCCAUUUUGAAGUUUUUAAAGACACUCAGAAGAAAGCCUCUAAUCUUCAAUGAUCCUCUUUUUGAAGAACAGUGGUACUUGCACAACAGGGGCCAGACCGGGGCGCCGCCGGAAAAUGAUAUCAAUGUGCUUCCGGUGUGGAAGUCGGGCAUAACCGGCCGUGGUGUUCGGAUCUCUGUGUUGGAUGAUGGAAUUCACAGGCAAAGUGCCGAGGUGGCUGACAACUACGAUUCCGUUUCGAGUGAAGAAUUUUCGUACAUAAAUCUUGAGUAUACUCCAGUCCCAGAAAACAGCCAUGGUACAUACUGCGCUGCCAUAGCUGCAGGCGUUGCCAACAACAAGGUAUGUGGUGUUGGAGUAGCAUACGAGGCAAAAGUAGGAGGUGUAAGAGUUUUAAAUGGACCUAUUACAGAUGUGCAAGAGGCUAUGGCGCUUGUGCAUGCAUUAGACCACGUAGACAUUUAUACUGCUUCGUGGGGACCUGUCGAUGAUGGUAAAAAUAUGGGUGCUCCAGAAAUUUUAACCAAAAUGGCGUUUUUGAAAGGUAUUAGUAAGGGCAGACAAGGCAAAGGUGCUAUCUAUGUGUGGGCUGCAGGGAAUGGAGGUCGCUACCAAGACAACUGCAACCUCGAUGGCUACGCUUCCAGCCCAUUUACUGUGACCAUCGGUGCCCUCGCAGCAGAUGGACGAAGUACCUAUUAUUCGGAGCCUUGUGCUGCCGUCAUAGCCUCUACUUAUGUAGGAGGCUCUCAUAUUUUUCCUAAUGCGAAGCAGAUACAAGAAGAAAGACGAAAAAUCAAAGUGGUUGUUCCGGAAGGAAGAGGGAAAUGCAGAGAAACAUUUCAGGGUACUUCCGCAGCUGCUCCUAUGGCGGCAGGAGUGAUAGCUCUCGUGCUACAAGCUAAUCCAAACCUCAGCUGGCGUGACAUUCAGCACAUCAUUGUGGAAACAGCCCGCCUUCCCGCACUAAGAGAAGACGGAUGGAUGAUAAAUGCAGCAAAAAAACAUAUCCAUUUGAAAGUCGGGUUUGGGAUUCUGGAUGCGGAAAAAAUGGUCAAAGCAGCGAAUGAAUGGCAGCCUGUUAAACCGCUUCACAUUUGGGCAUCUCCACCGUACACAUCCCCGAAGUUCAUCCUCCCAAAGGAAGAACAGUCCAUUUCUUUGGUGGUCCAUAAAUCUGCUUUUCAGACUCUACAGCGAAUAGAUCGCCUUGAGAGUGUUGUGGCUACCGUCAAUAUUUGUCAUCCGAGGUGUGGAGAUUUGGAAAUAUACCUUAUUUCCCCAUCUGGUACAAUAUCUCAGGUACUUACCAGAAGAACAUACGACAACGAAACGACUCAGUUGCCUUAUUGGGAUUUUCUGUCACUUCACUUUUGGGGAGAAGAUCCUGAAGGACGAUGGACUUUGAAUAUUUCAAAUGUUGGUAGUGAUGAAAUGGGGACGCUGGAUUUUUUCUCGCUCACAUUAUACGGAACAUCCUCCUGAAGUCCAUCUGUUGUUAUAGUCUAUGAGGAAAACACUAUAGAAACGCAAGUCCAGUGCUGCGACUAUCAUCACUGAGAUGCAUAUUGGUUUUACUUGUCCAGUGUUCUGACCUCUGUAUUUGCGGUCCAUUUAAUUUGUCCAGUUUAAGAUUACUUACACACCGUGCCUGUAGAUUUAGACUUUUUGAAAAUUAAUCCUCUUUUGGAAAGAGAAAGGCCAGCUAUAGAUUCUUAAGUUUGAAACAAAUGAGUAUAGUUCCAAAGAUAUUGUAAUGUACCUCCCUUUUACUGUACUAAACUAAGUGUUGAGGAACUUCGUGAACUACUAAGCGAAUAAUUGCCCAAGUCCAGGAGCAGAAACGUAAACUCAAGAAGGGUUAAUUACCCUUUAUUUGCUCAAAAUAAAGAUUUACAGUUGCCCCCUUUGUCAGGGCGUACAACAAAGCCUCCACUUAGUCGUAAACUCAAAAUGUGAGAAAUAAGAACUAACUAAUGUCUAACUAAAGCGAUUUAGCCGAAACUGACAUAAUUCUAAACUAGUUGGCCUGUACUAUUAACUUAGCUAGCGAAGCUAUCAAAAGGCACGUAAUACGGUCGAGCGUAGUAACAGUUAGGGAAACGUAGCCAAAGGCAAACACGCGCUACUUAGAGAGAGUCCUAACUAUCUCUGUCGAUGUCAGUGCAACUGUGACUUAAAUACUUUCUACAUCUCAUUUGCAUUUAACGCGAUUCUAAAAACUCAUUCUGGUAAGGAAUUGUAAGCUGAAGCUAGAAGAGAUGGGAAAGUGAUAUAAAAUUAAAAUAACUGUUACUAAAUUUUAAAAAUACCUUACAGUUUAAUGAUGAAAAUUUGUGAAGGGUAGCUAGUUAUGAAGUUACGUACAAACUACUAUCUUGCAAAUAUUACAAAUGGGGUUAAAGCUUUCACAAAAAAUAAUAUCCACCGAAGGAACAUCCAUUGAAGUAAACAAUAGCUAACUAGUAACUUAUUAGUUCCACAACAAUCAAAAUAAUGUGUCUUAAAAUAUUUGCAGCUUGCAAUAAAAAACAUCUUUUAUGUAAACUGGCAACAAUAAGAACCUCUAUACAAAUAAUUAUUUCAGUUGUUUAUUAAAAAAAGAUAACGAACUAAUUUUGCUGUCAACAAACUCACGAGAAGUUAAUUCUUAUCGAACGUUUCAGUAAUUUCCUUGAAGAAUCUGACUCAUGCCUAAGUUUAGCUCUUUAGAGAGUAGGUAGACAAUGUAACUAGGUUGUCUAACAAAAUAUCAGUCACUUGUUAGUACAACCCACCUUUAUUAUACCUUCAUAAUUCCGUUUUCUUCCAUAUUACCUUAUUAUGUUUACUCUUGGAGUGAGUAAAACGAUUCGAAACAAACAAACAGCUAAAGAAAACGGCAAUUAAAAAUUUAAUUGGUUAGUUAAACUCAGUAGAAAAAAUCAAACAAAAUUCUUUCAUGUUAAAAAGAAAUAAUAACGGCUUAGUAUUAUAAUUCUUUUAACUGGAGGCUAU